GCAAAAAAUUAUAAAAGAGGUAAAAGUUUGGAUCUUUAUUUUGUUAGCACAUUAGAGUAAUUGGAUUUGACUUCGCAAUUAGUAUCAAAGAGAGAGGGGAGAGGUGAAAGCCCAGAUAGACCCACUACAGGCCCACUAAAGGCCCAUUAAAGAAGAAAGACAAUGCUCAUCAAUUCUUUCUUUCUUUCUUUUUUUGUUAAUCUGUUUUGAAGUUUCUUUUCUUACAGGUCGAGUUCAAUCCCAUGCUCUAGGGUUCUGUGGGAGAUUAGGUUUCGCCUUCCCCCCUCCCCUUUUUUUGGUGGAUAUUUCGUGUUUUCUGGGUUUCGUCUUCAUCGAUCUGAAGGAAAGGAUAAUGGAUGCUAAAGCGAUGAAGAAGGCGCUGUUUCGUUCUAAACUCAAUGCGAAGAAGAAAGAUACGCGCAUAGAUUCUCCGCUUGUUAGGUACAAUGAAUCUGAUCAGCCUGUGUGUCGGGUAUGCAAUGUUGUGUUGAAGUCUGAAUCCUAUUGGGAUGCCCACCAAGCUUCUCGUAAACACCAUGAGGCAAUCAGUGUUUUAAAGGCUAGUGCAGCUGGAACUCAACGGGUUAGCAACACGAGGUCUGAAUCUUCGAUAGGUACUGAAAAUGCCGAUUCUGGGAAAAGAAAUUUCGAUACUUCAGAAAAAGCGUCUAAACCUCUGGCUUCUUCUGGGCUUCCUCCAAAUUUCUUCGAAAAUCCUGAGUCUGUGACUAAAAAGGCUGUAGAAGUUGAACCUGGCCAUGAAACAGCUACCAAGUCAAAGCAGACUGCAAGUUCAGAAACCAAGCACGCCAAAGGGUCUCUUCCUGAAGGAUUCUUUGAUAAAAAGAUGAGUGAUUUAAGUUCUUCAAGUGCCAAAACCACUAGUGAAGCUAAACAGACUACUGCCUCAGAAAUGAAACCAGUGGUAAAGGGAGCCCUUCCAGCGGGAUUUUUUGAUAACAAAGAAGCUGACUUGCUUGCUCGUGGAAUAAAGCCUGUCAAACCCGAUAUCAAAGAUGAAUAUAAAGAAUUUGAGAAGUUGAUCCAAGAAGAUUUACAGGUUGUCGAUAACCGCAUGGAAGAAGAGGAGGUUGAUGCGGCUGAGAUGAUAGAAGAGGAGGAACAACUGGAGCAAAGGUCCUACAAGGAGAGGGUAGAAAUUUUGAAAAGAAAGAGAAUGGAACUAAAAGCCGCGAGAUUAGCCAAACGCAGUAAAAUUCCCGAGGCAUCCGUCAAAGCGGCCAAGGCCGAAGAAUCAUCAUCAUCCAGUGACGAUGAAGAGGACGAGAAUCUCACCGUUGAUUGGAGAGCUCAACACCUUUAGAUCAUGCCCCGUAACUUUCCCCGGUAGCCGAUUCUCAGUUCUUUUAAGAUUUAGAAAUAUGGUAUUUGAUGGAACUUAUACGGAUAUAUAUGAUACGUAACAUGAAGGACUCAACAUCAGAGAUGCAGAAAGCUGUGGAUUUUUAGCAGCAGAGAGAUGUUCAAACCAGAAAGCCAAGGCAGAUUCAGUUUGUUUUUACACUUUUGUUCUUCUUCUGCCAAUUUUGACAUGUUUUAUACAGCUUCUUACGUGUAGAACUUCAAAACCGUGGUUACAAAUUUGUUUCCUCGCAAAGGAAGAAGACUUGGCAUCUCUUUUGUAUAUAAAGUUACAAAUUUGGGUCA
Molecule: messenger RNA, 1668 nt
Organism: Tarenaya hassleriana
Lineage: Eukaryota; Viridiplantae; Streptophyta; Magnoliopsida; Brassicales; Cleomaceae
Product: zinc finger protein 830
Exons: 7
Coding region: 353-1324 (323 amino acids)
Biological process (GO): mitotic DNA damage checkpoint signaling; mitotic DNA replication checkpoint signaling; nuclear DNA replication
Cellular component (GO): nucleus; spliceosomal complex
Molecular function (GO): nucleic acid binding; zinc ion binding
Source: RefSeq, a predicted model, not a curated record